AUGGCCGCCGAAGCACAAUCCGCUCUACAAAUGAACCGCAUCGAUACGAUGCACAACAUGUCCACUCGCUUGACCGACGCCAUUCUCGCUACUCAAGGUGUAGCCGCUAUUGACGCUGAAUUCGCUUUCCUCAACGAUUUGUGGACUCGCUUCAACACUACGCAUGAAAGGAUUUAUGAUAAUAUCCUAGAUAUCGUAGAAAAUGAAUACCAUACAGGUAACGCUUUUGGUAACGCUAGUCAAGUGUACACUGAACUUCUGGUGAGACUCAGCGCUGCGAAACCCGCUCCAGUGCCUGUUCCAGAAGCUCAGGCCAUUAAUCAUGAUCAAACUGCAUAUUUCGGAGGUGCACACAAGUCAACUUUGCCGCAGAUAAAAUUGCCAACCUUCCAAGGCAAUUACGAUGAAUGGGAUUCGUUCAAGAACCUGUUCACUUCGCUUGUUAUUAAUGAAGAUACGCUAACUGGGUCACAAAAAAUGCAUUAUCAAAAAUCCCAGGUUAAAGGUGAGGCCGCUUCCUUACUCGCUAAUGUAAAGGUUACUGAUGACGCUUUCCAAUCUGCUUAG
Microplitis mediator is the source of this 567-nucleotide messenger RNA. RefSeq lists its product as uncharacterized. The transcript has a single exon. The record is from RefSeq and is a predicted model, not a curated record. Lineage: Eukaryota; Metazoa; Arthropoda; Insecta; Hymenoptera; Braconidae. Bases 1 to 567 code for a protein of 188 amino acids.